Messenger RNA from Phascolarctos cinereus (koala), 6955 nucleotides. NCBI's taxonomy places the organism in Eukaryota, Metazoa, Chordata, Mammalia, Diprotodontia, Phascolarctidae. The record is from RefSeq and is a predicted model, not a curated record.
CUAUGAAUAUUUUUGUACGUGUACAGCCUAAGCAUUCUUACAGAAAAAGUCCAAUGGAUGAAGAAUUUCUUAUUGUCAGUAGUAUUGUGGUCAAUUAAAUAACUGACUCUUAGAGCCUCUCAAUUUAUUGUGUGUCCAUUUUGGACAAACACAGCAGAUGGACAAUGAGUUGAGCCCAUUGCUAAACAGGAAGAGCAGGCUGGGGGCUUUGGGGAAAUUGAAAAGUUAUUUUAAUGGUCCUCAUACUUCUUCCUGAAAAAGGGCCAUGUGUUUUGAAAAGUAUAUUUUUAUCGUUAGCUUUCAUUUCACCUACAUUUCCCACCAUAACCCUCCCCCAACCUGCUCUCAGACAGCCAACCCUUAUAAUAAAAACUUGUUUAAAAUAUGAAGAAAAAAAUUUCAGAAAAACUAACCGACAUAUCACAGAAGUUGGACGUGUUUGUGCCCCCCCCCCAAAGAAAGUGCAAAGAGGGCAGAGGCGCUGCACGUGUCAUUUCCCAGUAUCCUAAGUUGUUUUGCUGCUGCUGCUUUUUUUUUAAUUUACAAUGUUAUUGUCAUUAUGUCUAUUAUUUUUCUGGUUCUGCUUAUUCCAUUAACUUUUUAUCGGUUCCUAUAAGUCUUCCCAUACUUCUCUGUAUUCAUUAGGUUCCUAAUUGCUUAUGGCAGUUAUAGCUCAUUUCAUUCAUAUACCUUGGUUGUUUAGCUAUCCUCUAAUUGAUGAGAAUCGCCUUUGUUUCCAGGUAUUGGCUACCACAAAUGGUGCGUUGGGUCUGCAUGGAGCCUUUACUGGCCCAACAGUGGAAUCUCUAGAAUUUUGUUUUUGCACUGAAUGUAGCCUGGAUUGAUCCUCACGGGCUUCAAGAGCCCAGGGAUACUAUCAAAGGCCGUAUUUGUGUGUUUCUGCAGAGUUUUGCACAGAUUCUGUUCCCAUGCAAACCGAUGAGGGAGAAAUAUUGGAAGAAAGCUGCUCGGAGGUGGGACAUGAAGAUUUGGUAAUGGAAGGGCAUGGCAAGACUCCGCCUCCUGGUGAAGAAAGCCAACAAGAGAAGGAGCAAGAAAGGGAAGAACAGUUAAUGGAAGACAAGAAAAGGAAGAAAGAGGAUAAAAAGAAGAAAGAAGCUGCUCAGAAGGUCACGGAACAAAAAACCAAAGUGCCCGAAGUGACGAAACCAAGUUUAAGCCAACCAACGGCCGCCAGCCCAAUUGGCAGCUCUCCAUCGCCACCAGUCAAUGGUGGCAACAAUGCCAAAAGGGUGGCAGUGCCGAACGGACAACCGCCAAGCGCCGCCCGCUACAUGCCUCGGGAGGUGCCGCCGCGAUUCCGUUGCCAGCAGGACCACAAAGUGUUACUAAAACGCGGGCAGCCCCCUCCACCCUCCUGUAUGCUCCUUGGGGGUGGGGCCGGGCCUCCUCCCUCCACCACACCUGGAACAAACCCCAACAACGCACAAGUGACGGGAUCCCUGCUGCAAAGCGAGAGCGGGCCUGCAUCAGAUUCAUCCAUUGGAGGUGCUGCUGCUUCAAAUUAUGCAAAUUCCACUUGGGGCCCAGGAGCCUCCUCCAGCAACGGCGCUGCUGCCAACCCCACUCCCACCUGGGACAAGGUGAUUGUAGACGGGUCUGACAUGGAAGAGUGGCCUUGUAUUGCCAGCAAAGACACUGAGGCUCCUUCCGAGAGCACCACCGAGAACACCAGUGCCUCGAACCCUGGCUCUGAGAAAAGCCCUCUGCCAGGAAGCACCACUAGUCACAAAGGAAAAGGAAGCCAGGCUCCCCCUGGGGGUUCUGGGAACGAAUGUAAUUUGGGGGUCUGGAAGUCUGACCCCAAGGCUAAGUCUGUUCCACCUUCCGUCUCUGCUGCAGAGAGCAACAGCGCACUUGGGAACUGGAGGAACGUGGCUGGUCAGGAGAGGGUCGGUCCUGCUUCGGGCUUCAGCAACUUCAACCCAAAUAGCAACCCGUCUGCCUGGCCCGCGCUGGUGCAGGAGAACAGCUGUAGGAAGGGAGCCCCGGAGGCCGAGAGCAGCAGCCCCAGCGCGCAGGCGGGCACGUCCGGCCAGGCGUCCAAGAUGGAGAACAGCGCAGGGGCAACCUAUGUGGUCUCUGGCCGAGAACAGGCUCCAGGUCAUAACACUGAUGGACCAAAAAACGGAAACACUAACUCCUUGAACUUAAGCUCGCCAAACCCCACCGAGAACAAGGGGACGCCCUUUGCGGGGGGCUUGGGGAGCUGCUCCAGGGGUGCGGACGCCCCGCCCCAGAGCACUGGAGACAGGCAGCCGGGGAGCGCUGGGUCUCGGGGCACAGGCAGGGGGUCUUCUGGAACUGACACCGUCUCUGGACUAAGCAACUCUGGAAACAAUGGGAACAAUGGGAAGGAGAGAGAGGAUGCCUGGAAGGGCACCUCUGGCCAGAAAUCUGCAGGGUCAAAAAGCGACUCUUGGGACAACAGCGGCAGGUCUUCGGGCGGCGGGUCCUGGACGUUUGGCCCGCCGGACCCGAAUGAAAACAAAUGGGGUGAAGGGAACAAAAUGACAUCCGGGGUCUCUCAGGGAGAAUGGAAACAGCCGACUGGGUCUGACGAGCUGAAGAUUGGAGAAUGGAGUGGUCCAAACCAACCAAAUUCUAGCACUGGAGCAUGGGACAAUCAGAAGGGCCACCCCCUCCCUGAAAACCAAGGCAAUCCCCAGGCUCCUUGUUGGGGGAGAUCUUCGAGCUCCACGGGGAGUGAGGUUGGGGGUCAGAGCACUGGAAGUAACCACAAAGCAGGAAGCAGUGACAGUCACAAUUCUGGACGCCGGUCAUACAGGCCCAACCAUCCCGACAGCCAGGCGGUCCUGCAGACUCUGUUGAGCCGGACUGACCUGGACCCCCGAGUGCUGUCCAACACCGGCUGGGGCCAAACUCAAAUUAAACAGGAUACGAUUUGGGAUAUCGAAGAGAUGCCCAGGCCCGAGGGGAAGUCGGAUAAAGGGACGGAGGGGUGGGAGAGCUCUGCCACCCAGACAAAGAACUCAGGGGGCUGGGGAGACGGACCCAGCCAAAGCAAUCAAAUAAAGUCUGGAUGGGGUGAGCUCUCAACCCCUACAGAAUGGAAGGACCCCAAAAACACAGGCGGCUGGAACGAUUACAAGAACAACAGCUCCUCCGGCUGGGGAGGAGCGAGACCAGAGGAGAAGGCGUCUUCCUCGUGGAACGACAGUUCCGGCAAGGAUCAGGGCUGGGGAGGACGCCAGUCUAACCAAGGAUGGGCGUCAGGGAAGAACGGAUGGGGAGAAGAAGUCGAUCAGACAAAGAACAGUAACUGGGAGGGCUCGGGAAGUAAACCAGCAUCCGGUUGGGGUGAAGGAGGCCAAAAUGAAAUUGGGACUUGGGGAAAUGGUGGAAAUGCAAACUUGGCUUCCAAGAGUGGAUGGGACGAUUGCAAAAGAUCUCCAGCCUGGACGAACGAGACAGCCCGGCAGUCCAACUCCUGGAAUAAACAGCAGCAGCAGCAGCAGCAGCAGCCGCCACCGCCGCCGCCGCCGCCGCAGCAAGAGGCCUCUGGCUCUUGGGGAGCCCCACCACAAGCACCACCCCCAGGCAACGGGCGGCCCCCCAACCCUAGCUGGAACAGCGGGCCACAGCCAUCAGCCCCGAAGGAUGAGGAGCCCAGUGGCUGGGAGGAGCCUUCCCCACAGUCCAUUAGCAGGAAGAUGGACAUUGAUGAUGGCACUUCAGCCUGGGGAGACCCAAGUAGUUACAACUACAAGAAUGUGAACCUGUGGGAUAAGAAUUCUCAAGGGGCUCAGGCCCCACGAGAACAAAGCCUGCCCACCCCGAUGACGAGCAAAACAUCAUCAGUCUGGAGCAAAAGCACACCACCUGCUCCGGAUAAUGGUACAUCAGCUUGGGGUGAGCCAAACGAAGCCAGCCCUGGGUGGGGUGACAUGGAUGAGACAGGAGCAUCCUCUACAGGCUGGGGAAGCGCCCCCUCCAGUGCUCCAAAUGCCAUGAAACCCAACUCCAAAUCUAUGCAAGACGGAUGGGGGGAGAGCGAUGGGCCAGUGACAGGGACCCGCCAUCCCAGCUGGGAAGAAGAUGACGACGGAGGAGUUUGGAACACCGCAGGCUCUCAGGGAAGCAGCUCCUCUCAUAAUUCAGCAGGCUGGGGACAAGGAGGCAAGAAACAGCAAAUGAAGUGUUCACUAAAAGGCGGAAACAGUGAUUCCUGGAUGAAUCCUCUUGCCAAGCAGUUUUCAAAUAUGGGAUUGCUGAGUCAAGCUGAGGACAGCCCAGCCAGUAAGAUGGAUUUGUCUGUAGGGAGCCUUCCUGACAAGAAGUUUGAUGUGGACAAACGAGCCAUGAAUCUCGGGGACUUUAAUGAUAUCAUGAGGAAGGAUAGAUCUGGGUUCCGUCCACCUAAUUCCAAAGACAUGGGAACCACAGAUAGCGGGCCUUACUUUGAAAAGCUGACUUUGCCUUUCUCCAAUCAAGACGGGUGCCUGGGGGAUGAGGCUCCCUGCUCUCCCUUCUCCCCGUCUCCCAGCUACAAGCUGUCUCCCUCUGGCUCCACAGCACCCAACGUCAGCCUGGGGGCAAUCGGCACAGGGCUCAACCCCCAAAACUUCGCUGCUAGACAAGGUGGCAAUCACGGUUUGUUUGGAAAUAGCACAGCACAAUCGCGGGGCAUGCACACGCCAGUGCAGCCGCUAAACUCUUCCCCUAACCUACGGGCACAAGUGCCUCCCCAGUUCAUUUCUCCCCAGGUUUCUGCCUCCGUGCUCAAGCAGUUUCCUAACAGUGGCCUGAACCCGGGGCUUUUCAACCUGGGGCCUCAGCUGUCUCCCCAGCAGAUUGCCAUGCUGAGCCAGCUUCCACAGAUCCCCCAGUUCCAGUUGGCCUGUCAGCUCCUCCUACAACAGCAGCAACAGCAGCAGCUGCUCCAGAACCAGAGAAAGAUCUCCCAGGCUGUGCGGCAGCAGCACGAACAGCAGAUUGCUCGGAUGAUGAGCGCGUUGCAGCAGCAGCAGCAGCAGCAGCAGCAGCGACCGCCGAGCAUGAAGCAUUCGCCAUCUCAUCCUGUCGGACCCAAGCCACAUCUCGACAACCUGGUCCCCAGUGCCCUGAACGUGGGCCUCCCUGACCUUCAGAGCAAAGGGCAAAUUCCUGGCUACAGUUCUGGUUUUGGCUCAAGUGGCAUGGAUUAUGGCAUGGUUGGAGGGAAGGAAGCUGGGACGGAAUCGCGCUUUAAACAGUGGACUUCUAUGAUGGAAGGCCUGCCCUCGGUAGCUACACAAGAUGCCAGUAUGCACAAAAAUGGCGCCAUAGUACCCCCCGGAAAAACUCGAGGAGGAUCGCCAUACAACCAGUUUGACAUCCUCCCGGGCGACACGUUGGGGGGCCAUACGGGGCCUGCUGGCGAUAGUUGGUUACCCGCCAAAUCGCCACCGACAAAUAAAAUUGGAAGUAAAUCCAGCCAUGCCAGUUGGCCUCCAGAAUUCCAACCGGGAGUGCCAUGGAAAGGUAUACAAAACAUCGACCCUGAGUCUGACCCCUACGUGACCCCAGGAAGUGUGCUCGGGGGUCCAGCCACAUCUCCCAUUGUAGAUACUGACCACCAACUUCUACGGGACACCGCCACAGGGUCUAAUUCUUCCCUCAACACCUCGCUGCCUUCACCUGGUGCCUGGCCCUACAGUGCCUCUGACAACUCCUUUACCAACGUUCAUAGCACUUCAGCAAAGUUCACUGAUUACAAAUCAACAUGGUCCCCAGACCCCAUAGGACACAACCCCACUCAUCUCUCCAACAAGAUGUGGAAAAACCAUAUUUCCUCAAGGAACACUAGCGGGCUGCCCCGCCCACCUCCCGGCCUGACCAAUCCCAAACCGUCAUCUCCCUGGAGCAGCACAGCCCCCCGCUCAGUUAGGGGGUGGGGGGCCCAGGACUCCAGGCUUGCCUCAGCCUCUGCCUGGAGCGAUGGCGGCACAGCUCGUCCUAGUUACUGGCUGGUUCUUCACAACCUCACUCCCCAGAUUGAUGGGUCAACCUUGAGGACGAUCUGCAUGCAGCACGGCCCACUGCUGACAUUCCAUCUGAACCUGACCCAGGGCACGGCCCUGAUCCGAUACAGCACCAAACAGGAGGCGGCCAAGGCCCAGACUGCCCUACACAUGUGUGUGCUGGGAAACACUACCAUCCUGGCUGAGUUUGCCACAGACGAGGAGGUGAGCCGGUUUUUGGCACAAGCCCAGCCCCCUCCCCCUGCCGCGACGCCAAGCGCGCCGGCCGCCGGCUGGCAACCCCUGGAGACGGGACAAAGCCAGGCAGAUGCCGUCGGCCCCGCCCUAAAUCUUUUUGGGGGGUCAGCAGGGCUCGGCCAGUGGAGCAGCGGUGGGGGCAGCAGCAGUGGUGGCGACCUCCCUGGCGCCUCCUUGUGGGGGCCCCCAAACUACUCCUCCAGCUUGUGGGGGGUCCCCAGUGGGGAAGAUCCCCACCGGAUGGGCAGCCCUGCUCCUUUGCUACCUGGUGACCUUCUGGGAGGAGGGUCGGAUUCAAUCUGAACUUAGAACUUUCAACUCUGACCUCGUGACCUUUUUUGGAAACAGCAGCAGCACUAACUCGACCUUUUCGUUUUUUUUUUCAACUUGCAAUAAAUACAUUUUUAAAAGGAAAAAAGAAAACGGAGAGAGAAAAAAAAAAAGGUGGGUCAUUGCCAGACUGUCUGAGCACAUAGUUGCCUCCCUUAUAACUUCAGUUUUUUCGUUUGGAAAAUGAAUCCAAAAAGAGAACAUAUCACUCUUGAAAUACUUGAAUCAUGAACGCCAACCUAGAAAGACAAUGUGAAGCAAGUACACAUACCAUUUAAAUUUCAACACAAAAAAUUAAAAAAAUUAGUUUCUAGUUUUUCACUUUUUCAUGUUAUACGGAAGUUGUUGCUAAGAAACAUAUAUACUGAAAAAUAGCUUUUUAA